This is a messenger RNA of Protopolystoma xenopodis, 201 nucleotides long. Lineage: Eukaryota; Metazoa; Platyhelminthes; Monogenea; Polystomatidea; Polystomatidae. The record is from the annotation of a GenBank genome assembly.
GAUGCUCGAAUGGGACCCAACGACGGCUACGCCAGCCACCUCGACUGGGUGGGCGGAAUGGCGACGGUGACUACGUCGAAGGAGGCUCUAGCCUCGCCGGCCGGAGACGAAAGUGUGGCUCAACCGACGCCGAUACCGGCUGGAGAGGUGAGUAAGCUUGUUGUCUCCCAGCCUAAGCGUACAUCUGCGUGGCUCACUUAA